Molecule: messenger RNA, 3699 nt
Organism: Trichomycterus rosablanca
Lineage: Eukaryota; Metazoa; Chordata; Actinopteri; Siluriformes; Trichomycteridae
Gene: arih2
Product: ariadne homolog 2 (Drosophila)
Exons: 15
Coding region: 297-1802 (501 amino acids)
Biological process (GO): protein polyubiquitination; ubiquitin-dependent protein catabolic process; positive regulation of proteasomal ubiquitin-dependent protein catabolic process
Cellular component (GO): cytoplasm; ubiquitin ligase complex
Molecular function (GO): zinc ion binding; ubiquitin conjugating enzyme binding; ubiquitin protein ligase activity
Source: RefSeq, a predicted model, not a curated record
CUGCGGCUCGCUUAGCGGUGCAGAAAAAACGUCUACUUGUAACGUCUGAUUUUUCUCUCACACGUUUAAGUCCAGUAAGGUUUUCUGCUCCAGUCCGCCGGGGUUUUUGGUUUCUCUUCACUCAGCCCCUCUCUGAUUCCUCAUGAGUGACGGGGAGUGUGACUUCUUCUGCUUCUUCCGCUGCUGCUGAGCAUUGCGAUUCCCCUCUGGGAUACACAGUCCAGUCUGGGGCAGAUAGGGCGGCUUGUAGGCAGAGCACAGCGUUUGAGUGGGUGCGCGAGUAGGCCCUGAGGGCUAUGUCUGUGGACAUGAGCAGCCAAGCUUCCGACAGUAAUGAGGAGGAUAUUGAGGAAGAGGAGAAUGAGGGUGCAGAAGAGGAGGAUCAGGGUGACAUGGCUUAUUAUUACGACGAUGUAGCUAACGAUGUGGAACAACAGGAGGCUGAAGCUUUUGAUCCAGAAGAAUACCAAUUCACAUGUUUGAGCUAUAGAGACAGCCAGAGACUGCUGACAGAAGAGGUCAACCUUGUAUCCAGUUCCCUGAAGUUGUCACCGGCUGUAGCCAAGCUGGUCCUUGUACAUUUUCACUGGCAAGUCUCACAAAUACUGGACAGACAUAAAUCCAACUCUACUCAGUUGCUUUGUGAGGCCCAUGUCCAGCCUACAAGCACCUGCCGAUCUAAUACAGUUGGAACAUCGUUGCAGUGCGGUGUGUGUCUGCAGUUUGUUCGAAGAGAUGCGUUGCUUUCCCUAGCAUGUCAGCACUCCUUCUGCAAAUCUUGCUGGGAGCAGCACUGCACUGUGCUAGUCAAAGAUGGCACAGGAGUGGGUAUCUCAUGCAUGGCACAGGACUGUUCUCUUCAGGUGCCUGAAGAUUUUGUUCUGCCUCUGCUUACCAGUGAGGAACUGAAGGAUAAAUACAGACGCUACCUCUUCAGGGACUAUGUAGAGAGUCACUUCCAGCUGCAGCUGUGUCCUGGUGCAGAUUGUCCCAUAGUGAUAAAGGUGCAAGAGCCCCGAGCUCGCAGAGUUAAAUGCAGUCGCUGCAAUGAAGUAUUUUGUUUUAAAUGCAGACAGAUGUACCACGCCCCCACAGACUGCGCUACCAUACGCAAGUGGCUCACUAAAUGUGCCGAUGAUUCAGAAACAGCCAACUACAUCAGCGCACACACUAAAGAUUGUCCAAAAUGCAAUAUCUGCAUUGAGAAAAAUGGGGGCUGCAACCACAUGCAAUGUUCCAAGUGUAAACACGAUUUCUGUUGGAUGUGUUUGGGAGACUGGAAAACACACGGCAGCGAGUAUUACGAAUGCAGUCGCUAUAAAGAGAAUCCCGACAUCGUCAACCAGAGCCAACAAGCGCAGGCUCGAGAGGCCCUGAAAAAAUACCUCUUCUACUUUGAAAGGUGGGAAAACCACAAUAAGAGUUUGCAGCUGGAGGCUCAGACGUAUCAGCGCAUCCAGGAGAAGAUUCACGAGAGAGUAAUGAACAACCUGGGUACAUGGAUCGACUGGCAGUACAUGCAGAAUGCUGCCAAGCUACUGGCCAAGUGCCGCUACACACUGCAGUAUACUUACCCCUACGCCUACUACAUGGAGUCUGGACCCCGCAAAAAACUGUUUGAGUACCAGCAAGCACAGCUGGAAGCAGAGAUCGAGAACCUAUCAUGGAAGGUGGAAAGGGCAGACAGCUAUGAAAGAGGCGAGGGAGAGCUCAAUGCCACCGACAGAGGGGAUUUGGAAAAUCAAAUGCACAUCGCUGAGCAGAAGAGACGCACACUGCUGAAGGAUUUUCACGACACCUGAACAUCCAUCCGACUCAUCGGCAGCAGUUUCUUUUCUCUCUCGUCAUCCCUAAGUCUCUCUGCAUCCGUCCCUCUAUCCAAAGAUCCCCUUGCCCCACCCUUCACUGACUGGUUCUUUUGUGCUGUUUCUUAUCUCUUCACAUCUAUCUCUUUUUCUGCAUCAGUCAGAUGCAUUUUCACCAGUGUUUGCCCCCUUUUUGCUUAUCCGAUUACUUUGCAUUCUUUUUUUUCCUUAUCUGUUUCUCAGCUGCAGGAUUUCAGAGUAGCACUAUCAAAUCCUGGCUCACACAUGACUCUUAAAUCUUCAUUUCAGCUGACAUCACACACACCACAAGCCUCUUUCACAAAUGCACAGCUACUGGUAUUAGCAGGCAGUGUAUUCUGUAUGAUAUUUGUGUGAAAGCACCCUGAAUCUAAGAUAUUAAAUACAAUUGCCGGAUAAAUACCGUCAGUAGAUCACCAGGUAGAAUAAAUACUAACAGGAUUGAUUGAAACACAGUAAUGAGACAGCAGGAUGACAUAUUAAAAUCAUUUUUUGGGAGGAGUAAGUUUCACUGAUGUGUAUCUGCUUAUUAUUUUUACAGUAUUGUUACAGCUGGGUGUUUGUAAUAAUUAUGACACUGCACCACGUUAAGCUGGACAAUACAGACACGACAUGCAGUUACAACUUAACUUUGUAGAAACAGAAUUUACUCCUGAAAUGGCUUUUUAAUUUUAAUCCCCUGUUUUAAAAUCAGCCAGGUUUUGUUUGUUGAAGACAUUACACUAUGUCCUUAUGUCUUACCUGUGAUUUAUUUUACAGCUUGUUUAACAAAACGAUGCAGUAAUGGUAAUCCUCUCAGAUAUGUCAAACACUUUUUCUUAAUCUAUGUAUGAAAUAAAAUUAAAAUCAUGAAGUUACUCUAAUAAUAUGUUUACCCACUCAUAAACAAAUCCUGAACAGGAGAAAUAUCUCUAAAUUAAAAUGAUUAGGAAAUAUAAAGUUGGCAGCGACUCAGUAAGGAUUUGUAGUGAUAAAUCACUCACUCACUCACUUUCUUAACUGCUUAUCCAAUUAGGGUCGCGGGGGGCUGCUGGAACCUAUCGCAGCUUUUCAAUGGGCGCAAGGCACACAGUAACACCCUGGACGGGCGCCAGUCCAUAGCAGGGCAGACACACACAUACACACACCCAUUCACCUAUAGGGCAAUUUAAUGUUUCCACUUAUUCUGACUGCAUGUUUUUAGACAGUGGGAGGAAACCCAUGCAGACAUGGGGAGAACAUGCAAACUCCGCACAGAAAGGACCCGGACCGCCCUGCCUGGGGAUCGAACCCAGGACCUUCUUGCUGUGAGGUGACAGUGCUAGUGAUAAGUCAUUAAUAAAUAAAUCAGGAUUGAGUCAGUUUGUUAGUGUGCUGUUAUGCAGGGUAAAGACACAUCUGAUAACUAAUGAAAGCAUUUUAAACAUUUUCACCCAAUCCAGUGUGUGUAGGAUGGUUAUACGUCUCAGUGAAUUUGGGUUGUAUAACUGGCACAGUUAUGUCAUUACUGGUAAACGUAACUUGGUAUUUAAACAUAUUUUGAUUGUGAAAGGGGCUUUACACAUGCAGUUUAAAAACACUCCUUUGAAACUAGGAUUAACUGCUGCUUUUUCUUCCCCAGUAAUCAUUCUAUUUCUUUCUUUUCUUUCUUUCAUUUGUCUCUACUUUGAAUUCUUUUUUCUGGAAAAUUGCUGUUGAUAGUUAGCUUGUUUAAAACUAAAAAUGCUGUAAUUUUCAAUGGUUGUACAUUAAUACAGAAAUAGAGUUACUGAGAAGAUUUUUAAACCAAAUGCUGGGUCCUGUGUUCCUUACACAUGCACGUUCCACGUGAUAGUUUUUAAUCAUUUACAAAUAAAGUCAAAACAAUGUUAACCCA